Molecule: messenger RNA, 2304 nt
Organism: Lepidothrix coronata (blue-crowned manakin)
Lineage: Eukaryota; Metazoa; Chordata; Aves; Passeriformes; Pipridae
Product: chromodomain Y-like protein
Exons: 3
Coding region: 16-549 (177 amino acids)
Cellular component (GO): nucleus
Molecular function (GO): transcription corepressor activity
Source: RefSeq, a predicted model, not a curated record
AUAUGUAGUGAGUGCAUGUUUCUGUUUCUCUUCAGGAAUUUUGUGAAUACUUUUAUUCAGUUUAAGAAGCCUAUCAUUGUAGCAGUAAAUGGCCCAGCCAUUGGACUUGGAGCGUCUAUAUUGCCUCUGUGUGACGUGGUUUGGGCUAACGAGAAGGCUUGGUUUCAGACACCAUACACUACUUUUGGACAAAGUCCAGAUGGAUGUUCAUCCCUUACAUUCCCUCGGAUAAUGGGCCUGGCUUCUGCCAAUGAAAUGUUGUUCAGUGGAAGGAAGUUGACGGCGCAGGAAGCUUGUGCCAAAGGACUCGUCUCUCAAGUGUUUUGGCCGGGAACAUUCACACAAGAAGUAAUGGUUCGAAUUAAAGAACUUGUCACAUGUCAUUCAGUUGUACUUGAAGAAUCCAAAGCUUUAGUACGUAACAUCAUGAAGGUGGAGUUGGAACAAGCAAACGAAAAGGAGUGCGAAGUUUUGAAGAAAAUCUGGGGCUCAGCACAAGGGAUGGACUCAAUGUUAAAAUAUCUGCAGAACAGAAUCGAUGAGUUCUGAUGAGAUGCCCAUUGACACUGGAAUUGUAUUUCUUGGACAUCAGGGCAAACAAAAUAUGCCCAUUUUAAAAAAAAAAAAACCUAUAUAAACUAACCCCUUGUUCAACUUGGGAACAGGAGUGGACAUACACACCCCCCCCCCCUUUUAUUGUCAAGGGGUUUAAAAGUACUGUAUCACUUAAAUUUGAACAAAACUCCUUUUUCCCUGAUUGUUACAUGCAGAUAUAUAUACACACACACAAGUGUAUGUGUGUGCAUAUAUAUAUGUCUUUUAUAUAUAUAUAAAUGUAAUAUGUGUGUGAGAGCGUGUACGUAGACACACACACACAAGCUAAAAAAUGAUAGAGUGCACUACCAAACAUCUCUUUAAAAGCUCUAGUUUUUGUUAUCUUUGGCUAGUACUGUAUCAAAUAGAGAAUUAAUUAAAAAGUGAAUGGUGUUGCAUUAUUUUCUGUGUGGCAGGGAAGUCUGGAAUAAUGCUUUUCUUUUUCAUGAGAAUACAGAAUUGAAACGGGUAUUAGCCAGCCCUUACUUUCUCUGCCCAAUGAGUCAGCUAAGAUACAAGCUGUUGUCUCAGAAGAAGGUUGAAAUACCUCAAGUAACGGAACAUUCUGAAAUUUUGGGGAACUAGACCCUAUUAUGGUUAAAUCACACAUAUCCCCAAAAAGAGAGUGUGCUCAGGAUGAUUGCUAAGAAAACACUCUGUCCUUUUUUGGGAGGGAGGUAUAGAGGGGUGGGAGGAAGGGGGCAGGAAUAUGUUUGAUUCUUACCCAGACAGCAUGAAGAAACCACUGUCUCUUAGGGAAGGGGAAUGAGGGAAAGUGGGAGGGAAACGGAAGGGGAAAGGAAAAAAAAAACACAACACAAAAAAGCUCGUUUUGCAGUAUUAGUGAAUCACUGAAUAUCUUAUGUAUGAAUAUCCUAAGUUAUAAGUUAGUUUUAGUGGGUUUUUAAAAAGCCUCUCUGGGUUUGUUUUUGUUUUGUUUUUUUUUUUGGUUUGUGGGGGGGUUUUUUGUUUGUUUUUUUUUUUUGUUUCUUUGUUUUGUUUUUUUUAAUAACUACAUAAGUGCUUCUGUUGCUGGGUGAGAGUACUACUUUAUAUACAGUUUGGGUUUUGUUUUUGGUUCUUUUUUUUCCUAUUUGCUGGUUUAAUUGAUGUAUUACACCAAAAAUGCAUUUUAUGUUCAUAAAUUUUAGUUUCACUUAGAAUAUAUUAUUUAAUAAGUUAAAAUUCUUUUGGCACACUAUUAAGUAAAAAAACAAAAAACCUUUUAAAAAAACUACCUUAUAUUAGAUGUUUAAUGUUCUUUGUCUAUGCUUUUUUAUUAUUUGAAAUAUACACUAUAUGCAGUAUGGUGUAAAAGAGUGCCCUGUGUAAAUAGACCUAUUUUGCAUUCCUUUCAGGAGUGGUUAUUGAUUCCUGACUGCAGAUAUCUAUUAUUACUUGGGUAUCUGUGCUUGCAAUCUUAUUGAAUGUAUUAUGAAGAAUGAAAAUGAAAUCAAACCUUAUUUUUGUACAGUUUUGAAGUUUUUACUUGGAACUGACCCACCUCCCCUUCCCAGUGGAGAGCUGUACAGUGUGUAAAUCUGCCUUUACCUUGGAUUGGUACAGUAUUUUUGCAUCUGUGGGACCUACUUCUUUGUUCUAGUAGUUUGAACUAUAUAUAAACUGUACAAUCUGUAAAGUUUUUAUAGAAUAAAUAUUCAGCUGUGAAAACUGGUUAAAUAAAACUAAUAUUUCUUAACACAUUUUAAA